CCAGAAAUCAAAACACUCCCUGAAGACAGACAGCUGCGGUCUCCAGUGAAGAGCAGCCGAGCGCGCCGCCAAACAUCCCCGUUACGCCGCAGCUGAGCGAGCAGAGCCGCCCGGUGCUGUUUUUGUUUUGUCGACCGGGUUUCUCUCGAUUCAAACAAGAAAAAGAAAAAAAAAGGCUACGCAGCUGGAUCCAACACCCGCAAACGCACCCGCGCAGCGAAGAGGCCGAGCAAGGAAGCAAACGUCGCCAUCGGUGUUUUUAUUAUUUUUUCUUUAACGAUGCCGUUUUCCGUUAACGGCAUCCUCUGCACGCUCGCGCUGCUGGUCCUGUGGCGCGCGGAGGAGCUCGCGGAGGCGUGCAGCUGCGCUCCGGUUCACCCGCAGCAGGCGUUCUGCAACGCCGACGUGGUGAUUCGAGCGAAGGUGGUCGGAGAGCGAGAGGUGAAUUCUGGGAAUGAUGUCUACGGGAACCCGAUCAAGAGGAUCCAGUACGAGAUCAAACAGAUCAAGAUGUUCAAGGGGCCCACCCGGGACAUCGAGGCGGUCUUCACCGCGCCCAUGUCUGCCGUCUGUGGCGUCACCCUGGACGUCGACGGCAAGAAGGAGUACUUGAUCUCAGGCAAGGCCGAGGCCGACGGGAGCAUGCACGUGACCCUGUGUGAUUACAUCAUGCUCUGGGACUCCUUGAGCAACACCCAGAAGAAGGGCCUGAGCCAGCGCUACGAGAUGGGCUGCGAAUGCAAGAUUGUGCGCUGUCCCACUUUGCCCUGCGAGAUCUCGGCUCCCGAGGAGUGCCUGUGGACGGACCUGAUGAUCGAGAAGCAGGUGCACGGGCGCCAAGCCAACCACUACGCCUGCGUCAAGCGGUCGGACGGCUCCUGCUCCUGGUACCGCGGAAUCGCGUCGCCCAAGAAGGAGUUCCUGGACACCGACAACCCUUAGUCACGCGGCCGCCCUGCCUGCCCACUGCGCAGCCUGGCCCGGGGGAAACAAAUGUAAACGAUUCCAUUGAAAUUAUAGAUAGCAACAUCGUGCAAAGUGCUUUUUUAUUUUAAGAAAAUAAAAGGUAAUGUGAGUGAAGUUACCUGCCGGUCUGGAAACAACCUUCAGCCUCUCUUCGUAUUAGUCCGUCAGCUUGCUCAGCUUUACUUGAAGGGGCUCGGAGGUUGUUCUCAGACGCGGCCUGCCUGUAGACACGGCAUCAUGAGACAUAGACUGGUCGAGUGAUGAUGUCACUUCCUCCUGAGGCUGGCGUCAGGAGGAGAUCAAAUUCUCGGGGAGACGGAGCACUUCCUGCCCCGCGAAGCGCUUUAACCGCUCCGCUCUCCAACUCCACCAAUCAAUCCCCGAUCGGCUGACGAUCAUUCGUUACCCAUCGUGUUCCUACUCUUAUUACCUCAUUCUCCAUUUUAUUCCAAAGCCAAAUUCCAAGUUGCCUUUUUUUCAAAUGAUUGUCUCGCUCUCUGAAUAUCAGUUUACCGGUCUGUCUUCUUCUCUGCUGGGAACUGUUUGGCCCAACACAUAAUAAUUAACUGUUUUCUGUAAAAAACAACAUGAGUCAUCUCGCACGGCUUAUCUCUUCUCUGGUUUCUUUGGAUGAAAAUCUUUUCUCGCUGUGAUGUCUUUUUUUAUUUUUUUUACUGAAGCCUGUGACGGUCACAGGCCCCACUGGACCAGUCUAUGCGGCGUGAAGACGAGCGCUCUAAAUUAAAACCUGCUCACGAGGUCAAAGGCGUCCUCGCCGACCCCGCAGUCCGAUCAGAAAUAUCCCAAAUCCAACCUUCCUCAUCAUUGUCAUCCCCACUAUGUAGCUGUACAGUACCCAUGCAUAUACUUUUGUUGUUACUUGAUGAUUAUCUUUUGCUGCAUUAGAACUAGAUUUGCACUUUUUGAGGAUGAGUUCCAGUAAAGAAAGGAGCCUGAACACUCUGAUGUGACAGUUGUAGUUCGCCGAGACCGACAGAUUUUGCCUACUUUGUGCUUUUGGUGACUCAUAUUCUCAGACUUAUUCUUGCUAUCUUUGUCAUAACAGAUAGAAUAGUACCUGCAAUGGAAGAAAAACAAAAUAAAGUGGCGUGUGAGAAGUUUAGAUAUAAGGAAUCUUUUUACAGAUGUUACGUGUGAAAGAGAAACAAAAAAGAGCUUUGUUGGAUGUUAUUUCAGUGUCUUUGUAUUAUCUGUUGAUUGUAAAUGCCAACAGCAGCUUCAGGAUUGGCCAGUAUAUUCUCGCAGACGAUUCAUUUCAUGAGUAACAAGGUCUUUUACAUGCUUAAUAUUAGCUUUGACUGCUCCUUCAAGUUAUUAAUUAAAGCUUUAUCGCCAUCAUAGAAAGUAAGCUAAAAAAAGUUACCCAAUCCAAGUUUACAGUGCUGUUUUAUACACCUCAAGCUACAUUUACAAAAAAUAUAUAUAUGAUGGAGUAUUAGAGGCAUAAUUUAAAAGUAAACUUUUCAUUUUCCAUUUUAUUUUUUGCAGUGUUAUCAUUAUACCUGUAAUAAUUGGUUUGUUUUUGCUGUCUCUGUCUACAAUGUCUUUAGCUGUAGUGUCGAGCUGAGAAGGUCCUCUUGCGCUGGAGUAACGCGAGAGUGAGAGAGAUUACACCUUUUUGGAAAGGUGUAGAGAAAUGAGAAACGGUUACCUUGUGUGAAUAGAAGACUGUGCAUGUGUUUGAUGCUUUGUGUAAGUCCGGGCGAAGGACAAAAAUAUUCAGUAUUAUCAAAUAAAAACCACACGUUUUAAAAAGAA
Messenger RNA from Gasterosteus aculeatus aculeatus (three-spined stickleback), 2745 nucleotides. RefSeq names its product TIMP metallopeptidase inhibitor 2a (gene timp2a). Gene Ontology annotation, molecular function: metalloendopeptidase inhibitor activity; protease binding. The record is from RefSeq and is a predicted model, not a curated record. Gene Ontology annotation, biological process: negative regulation of membrane protein ectodomain proteolysis; negative regulation of endopeptidase activity; response to cytokine. NCBI's taxonomy places the organism in Eukaryota, Metazoa, Chordata, Actinopteri, Perciformes, Gasterosteidae. Gene Ontology annotation, cellular component: extracellular matrix.